AUGUGGGAAGAUGAUGACAUACAAAUACAAUCUCGAUCUUCACCUAUUCCUGGACGAGAUCUUGAAGCAGAUGGAAUAACACCAUAUACUGAUUUAGCAUCAGAUGAUCUACAUAUGUUUAAUAAAUAUAAAGAAGUAAUAACAGAACUAAUUCGUGAAGAACCUGAUUUACAUUUCCCCGACGAUUUUGAAUUCUUUCCAACAAGUGUUGCUAGACAAAUUGAAUCAUCUAAGAAUUGCUAUUUUCGUAUUGAUUUACCACAUUGUAUUAUGACAGUCAAAAUUAUUCCACAUCCGCAUGCCAGUGAUCUUAGAAAUGAUGUAACUAUUCAUCGAGAAAAUUUUGUAGGUCGUGAACCAUCUAUCACUGAACUUAUCUUGUGA
Adineta steineri is the source of this 384-nucleotide messenger RNA. Lineage: Eukaryota; Metazoa; Rotifera; Eurotatoria; Adinetida; Adinetidae. The record is from the annotation of a GenBank genome assembly.